AUGGAACCAAGGCUUGCGACUCCGCUUAGAGAUCUUAGAGGGAAUGAGCUGCAUUUAGAGGCGGCGAAGACCUUCAGGCCAUCGAGUUUGUGUCCCCAUUGGCCUCCAAGGUCUGAUCUGAAUCUGAUUUCUUUUGCUGGUUGGGCAGCAUGGCGUUACAGGGCUCGGCAAAAGCAGCGACCUUCCGUGACAAGGUGGAACCCAGCAAUGGCUGCAUCAAUGCCAGUCAAGCAGCCCAAAGCAAGCAUAGGUGCACGCAUCUUCGGCUUGUUCUCCUGUACGAAGCGUGCUCUUCAGCUGGUUUGGCUGACCAGUCGUCCCUUGACCUUUGGCUUAGCCUUCCUGACCCUGAUCAUGGGAGCCUUGCCGGGGCUGCGGGCUGCCACAACGAAGCGCGUCAUCGACGCCGUGGUGGCAAACAUCCCUUCGGGCAGCUCUUCCAGCGUGUUGUUCUGGCUCUCGGUGGAGGCGCUGUUGGUGGUGUCCUUGGCUGCAACUCGGCGAGCUCAGGAAGUGGCGGAGUCUUUUCUGGGCACUCUUUUGGGAAACCGUGUUAAUGUCAUGAUACUGGAGAAAGCACUGGAGCUUCAGCUGACGGAUUUUGAAGACUCUGCGCUCUAUGACAAGCUUACGCGGGCUCGCAGAGAGGCGAGCCGUCGCCCAUUGUCUUUGGCACAGCAGUCUUUGAGUCUUAUCCGCAACAGCUUGGCGCUGGUCGGGUACGGCACGUUACUACUGCGAUUCUCUCCUGCCGCUGUGGCCGUGCUGCUUGUGACGGCCGUACCUCCAUUCAUUGCGGGGGUGAAGUUUGCUGGUGAUGCUUUUCAGCUGGCACGCCGGCAAACUGCUGGAUUCAGAGAGCAGAUAUACUUGGAGCGAGUCAUGGCCAUGGAUACGCCGGCAAAGGAAGUGAAGCUCUUUGGACUCGGCCCAUGGCUCUUGAAACGCUACCGGGAGAUUUUCGACGGCUUCUUCCGGGAUACUUCUUCCCUCGCUCUUCGCCAGGGCUGCUUUGGCUUUGUGCUUGAGCUGAUCAGCACGGCGGGCUUGUACAUGGCCUUUGCAUGGGUUGCUGUUGCAGCAGUUAGGCAAAGCAUCAGCCUUGGAGACAUGACCAUGUAUUUGUUGAUCUUCAAGGAGGGCCAACAGGCUUUCUCGGCCAUUCUGCGAGCCAUAGGAGGCAUGUAUGCGGACAAUUUGUAUUUGUCCAACCUCUAUGAGUUCUUGGACUACAAGGUCAAAAAAAGUGGAGGUACACAGGAGACCGGCACAAAUCCUGGAGAUGGUAUCCGCUUUGAGGAUGUUUGGUUUCGAUACCCCGGUUCUACGGAAGAUACCAUUAAGGGGGUCACGUGUCACAUCCCACCUGGAACCCGCUUUGCUCUUGUUGGGAGCAAUGGAGCAGGAAAAACCACGCUGAUCAAGCUUCUUACAGGCUUGUACCAACCGAGCAAGGGCAGGAUCUUGCUUGACGGGCUGGACUUGGCGGAGUGGGCUCCAGAUGCAUUGAAGAAAAGGAUCGGUGCAAUCUUUCAAGACUUCAUCCGCUAUGAACUCACGGUUGGAGCAAACGUCGGUGUGGGGGACAUCGAUGCAAUCAACGAGGAGCCCCGCAUUGCCCGUGCGGCGGACCGUGGGAUGGCAGCGCCUUUCAUCGAGGAGUGGCCACAACAAUAUCAGACGCAACUCGGCAAUUUAUUCAUGCGUGGCCGUGAGCUCAGUGGCGGGCAAUGGCAGAAAGUGGCCUUGAGCCGAGCACUCAUGCGAGAGAAGGCUGAUCUACUCAUCCUUGAUGAGCCGACAGCAGCGAUGGACGCCGAAGCAGAAGCUGCGAUCUUUGAGCGCCUGGCAUCGCUUUCAGCCGAUCAGAGUGCCCUGCUCAUCAGCCAUCGAUUUUCGACAGUUAGGAUGGCUGACACCAUUGCAGUGUUGAAUCAGGGCGUGAUCGAGGAGUGUGGCAGUCAUGAAGACCUCUUGGAGCUGGGAGGCACUUACGCGCGACUCUUCAACUUGCAGGCCAAAGGACUUUGGCUUCAUGAGCAGGCAAUCGAUGUUACCUUUCUCACCUUUCGAAAAGAUUUCGAAGGGGAUACCUUGGAGGAGCUGGAGCAGUGUGGCCCAGAGGCUGCGGCAUUGGACCCGUUCGAGGUGGUAAAGCUGGAGGCAUUGGAGCAGUCGACUGAGCCAUUGCGGUCUUCUUUGCAGCCGCUGGUGAACAUGGUGAUGGAGGCGUCGGGUGCUUCGGUUGCCUCGAAGCGCGAGGCAUUGGAGGCCAGUCUUUUGAGGUCUUUGUGGGGCAACCAGGCGGACCUCUCCCUGAGCGCCGGCGAGGUCACGUCGGUCAGCGGAGGCCAAUUAGAGAAUCUGGUGUCCGAUCAUCGCUCCGAAGCCAUGGACCUGCUUUUCAAUUCUGAGAAAGUGGUGGUUGUAAUGGACAAUGACGGUUUGGAAGUGCUCUGUGACCUGGUGCUCGUUGAUGCGAUCCUUUCUUUGACCGACGCUUCGGUGUCGCUGCAUGUAAAGGAUGCACCCGUUUUCGUGUCGGACGUGACCGAGAAAGACAUUCCCAAAGUGCUUAGUUGGCUUGAACCUCGAAUGCCAGAGUUGGCUCAGCGCUUGAAUGAGCACUUGGAAUCCGGACGGUUGAAAGUCCAAGCGUAUAGCUACUAUACCACUGCCAGGUGUUUCUGGGAGAUACCUUCCGAGCUGCAGUCGGAUUUUUUGCACGCAGCCGUCCUUCUCAAAGGAGAUGCCAACUUCCGACGACUGUUAGGUGAUCUUCACUGGCCGUACGACACUGACUUCGAGGAGUAUGCCAGGAGCUUUUGGCAAGGAGCGGGUCUGAUUUGCCUCCGGACGAUGAAAAGUGGUGUUGCCAUCGGCAUUUCAAAGAGCGAGCAGCGACGGGCACAGCAAGCACGAGAAAAUGAUUGGUUGACGUCCGGGGCUUUCGGGCAGGUGCUGGCAUUCCGCAGAUGA
Symbiodinium natans is the source of this 2979-nucleotide messenger RNA. Lineage: Eukaryota; Dinophyceae; Suessiales; Symbiodiniaceae. The record is from the annotation of a GenBank genome assembly.